Molecule: messenger RNA, 2439 nt
Organism: Cygnus atratus (black swan)
Lineage: Eukaryota; Metazoa; Chordata; Aves; Anseriformes; Anatidae
Gene: DRAM1
Product: DNA damage regulated autophagy modulator 1
Exons: 7
Coding region: 341-1084 (247 amino acids)
Biological process (GO): regulation of autophagy
Cellular component (GO): lysosome
Source: RefSeq, a predicted model, not a curated record
GGGGUCCGGCCGGGCCCCUCGCUCCCCGCCGCCACCGCCGUUGGCCAACGUUGGCCGCCGUUGGCCGCCGUUAGCCGCGGUCAGGGCGGAGCUCCCGUCGCCCCCAGGGCGCUGCCUCAGCGGGAACCGAAAGCGAAGGAAAGGCGGCGGGAAACGGGGCGGGGGAUCCCCGGCGCCACUGGGGAAAGGCGGCAGCGCCGCGCCGCUGCCUGGCGGGGGAAAAACACGCGUGGGGCAGGACGGUGGGAACCGGGCGGAGGUGCGUGCGUGUGCCCCGUGAGCCCUCGGUGUGCCCCCGUGUGCGUGUGUGUGUGUGAGACUCUGGGUUGCUCCCGCCCCGAUGCCCCGGGCAGGGCAGCCGCGGGCGAUGCUGUGCUUUAUGCCCGGCGUGGCUUUCGUCCCCGCUUUGCUCGUCACCUGGUCCUCGGCCGCCUUCAUCAUCUCCUACGUGAUCGCCGUGCUGGCGGGACACGUCGAGCCCCUCGUCCCCUACAUCAGUGACACUGGAACUAAACCUCCUGAGAGUGGCAUCUUUGGCUUUAUGAUUAAUAUUUCAGCACUUUUAGGUGUAAUUACAAUGUAUAUCAGAUAUUUAAUAAUAAAGAAGCAAAAUGAAUCAUCGCACUUUAUUAGGUCUUCAUGCAACAUGUUCUCGUUAUGCAUUGGAUUGAUGGGUUGUACUGGAAUGGGCAUAGUUGCAACUUUUCAGGAGCUGUCUGUUCCCAGUGUCCAUGACAUAGGAGCUUUGGUGGCAUUUGGCUCUGGUGUUGUAUACAUAACGCUUCAAUCUAUAAUCUCUUACAAGUCCUGUCCACAAUGGAACACUUACUUUGUGUGUCACAUAAGGAUGGCCAUAUCUGUAAUAUCAUGCAUUGCUUUCAUUCCCAUGAUUGUAUUUGCUUCAAAAAUUUCGAUGACGAAAAUUGAUUGGACUCCAGGUGAAAAGGAUUAUACUUAUCAUUUCAUGAGUGCGAUCUGUGAAUGGACAGUGGCCUUUGGUUUUAUCUUCUUUUUUUUAACGUUCAUUAGAGAUUUUCAGAGAGUUUCAAUAAGGAUAUCAACAGAAAUACAUGAAGACUCCUGAUAGAGAAGAAAAUUAUAUUUUAUAUUGAAGAAUGUUCUAGGUUUCUUUUUACUUAUGGAGAAUGUUGCAGAGGGACAAGGAUUUUAAAUUUUAUAAAGAAACCAUGCCAUUAAUUCUGCAACAACUAUAACAGCAUCUACCAAAACAUUUUAAAUACUAGCAGCAAUAUUCCUGCUCUUUUUUUUUUUUUCAAAAUUUUGUAAUUUUAAUACUGUUUCAUAUAUUAAAAAUACUGCGAUAGAGGUAAUCUAUAGCAGCACUUCAAGGUCAUUAAAAAAUGUGGACCUUCUCAGGUCUUCCCUUUUGGACAUAGCCAUAUAUAGAUACAUAUAUUCAUUUGUUAUAGUCUGCUAAGUAACAUUAGUUUUAAACUUGAGAAAGUACAAUCUGCAAAUAGUUUGGAAUGUCUAAAACAUUAGACAACACUAAAACUGAAUUUCGGCUCUUAAGUUGCAAGAACUGUGGAGGAAGAUGUGAGCAGAAGCGGGCAUCUUUGUUUCAAGACUUGAGAUUUGCAGUUAGUGGGUUGGAAUACUAUGCUACGAGUUUGUGAUUGUGGAUGCUAUCCAAAUACAAAUCCUAGAAGAUUAAACUACUGCUUGAAAAAUGUUUUCAAAUCAUCGCUGCAAUAUAUGUUGUAAAAGUCUACUCCCUUUUUUCCCUGUUGUGCAUUGCUGACCAUGGGAAGCUUAAAACUGUUGUGGAAUAGAAAGGAAAUCUAUAUUUAUGCAGGAUCUACUAAAGAGAAGUCUUACUGCCAUCUGGUUAAUACAGAGCAGAAGUUUUCAAGUCUGUGUUUUAACCCACAAUGAUGGAACGAAGAGGUCUCCAAAAAGUCACUGAGAGUGAAUGGAAAACGAGAAGAGACACCAGUAGUUUUCAGGUAUUCAGUUAUACAUGUAUUAUAUAGAGAAGAAAAAAAAGAAAAAAGAAGCCUGGACAGCUUCUGUGGUUAAAGUAUAGCAUAGUUACUGCUAUAAAUGCACUUCUGUAAUGAAACUGUAACUGAGAAGUCAUAUGUUACAAGUACCUGGAGGCAAAAUGGUCUUUUAUGGACUGAUUCACUAACUCCGUUUAAUGCAUUAACCACUUGCCUAUCAAUCAAGUUCUGUGAAAAUCAAAUUUGCCACGGUGUAUUACAGUUUAAUGCAGAAACAUGCAUGAUUGUGAGUUGCUAAUUUUCCAUGAGAUAAAAGAAAUGUUUCUUUUGGAAAGUGAUGUCUUGAGACUAGUCUGGUGUUGGUAUUUCCUUUAAUGUGUAUUUUAAACUGUACUAAAUUCAGCUGUUUCACAACUUAAAGAGUCCAUGUUUUCUUUAUGUGUUCUCCAAAUAAAAAUAGUAAAAAUGUUUUCUA